This is a messenger RNA of Helianthus annuus (common sunflower), 1239 nucleotides long. RefSeq lists its product as uncharacterized. Bases 181 to 1113 code for a protein of 310 amino acids. Lineage: Eukaryota; Viridiplantae; Streptophyta; Magnoliopsida; Asterales; Asteraceae. The record is from RefSeq and is a predicted model, not a curated record. The transcript is spliced from 2 exons.
ACUCUAUUGGAAACACCCAUAAUUACACCCAACUACCAAUCCUUUUCAUAAUACUGAAAUCUGAGCUCUCAACUCUUUAUUCUUCCCCUUCUUCACUUCUCACUUUGACAACUUCCAUUUUUAAUAUCCCAAUAUUCUCCUCCUCCUCCUCCUCCUCCACCAACCACCACCACCACCACCAUGCACCACUCUUCCUUCACCGUGACGUCCGUCAACGGCUUCUACGACUACCUCACCCAAAGCCUUGACGAUCUUUGUUGUCGUUUUGACGCGCAUAACUAUAUGUCUAUCCAAUUCCUUCAACAUGUCCUCUCAUUACUUCAAUCUUUCCAUUACCAAUUGACACAUCUUGUACAAAAACUACACUUGCCUGGUGGCGAAAAAUGGCUGGAUGAGUACAUGGACGAAAGCACCCGUCUUUGGGACGUGUGUCACGUCCUGAGGACGGGUGUUUCCAACAUGGAAAACUACUACACCGCCGGCACUAAUAUCUCUUAUUCCCUCCAAAACAACCAAUCGUCGCGCCAAGUUCUUAGAGCGAUCACUAUUUGCCGAAGGGAAAGAGUGGGAUUAGAGGAAGCAAACCGAAGCUUGAUCGAAACAAGAAUUCAACCGUCACUAAUGAGGUUCAACAUGAAUGUCUUGAGCGAAUCGAAGCUUAGAGGAUUCAAUGGCUUUAGAGGACUUCUUCAUGCACUAAAGAACACAAAUUCAUUGCUUUUAAGUAUCUUAUUGAGUGGUCUAGUUUAUUGCUCCUCUCAAACAAGCUUAUCAUCAAGCCAAGGCAAUAAUACACACGCGUGCAACGAAGGGGAAUCAGCUUCCAGGUCGAGUUUCAUGGUCUCGGCUGCACGAUUACAUGAAAUAAUGAAGGAGAGUGAAGGCGCGCAGUUGGGAAUUUUGCUUCACGAGUUUCGCCAUUCGGUAAACAUUAUAGAUGAACUCAAAACAGAAGUUGAAAGGGUGGAAGUGGAAUAUGAUCGAAAUGAGAGGGUUGAAAUGUUAAAUAACAGUUUUGGGGUAUUGAAAUGUGGAGUUGAGAAUGUGAUUGGCCAGCUUGAUGACUUCUUUGAUGAGAUGGUUGCAAGUAGAAAGAUGCUCUCGGACUUAUGAACUCAAAUAUAGGAAAUUUUAUAUAGUAUUAUAUAUUUUAGUGAUUUUUUACAGGAACACACACUUCUUACUAAUACAAAAGUUCAUUUAUUGUUCAAUUUAUGAGAUUUAAAUUUGUACCAUUUU